CAAUAUCUUACAUCCAAAAUGGGCAGGAUCGUCUUUUAUGAGGACAAGAACUUCCAGGGCCGUCGCUAUGAGUGUGACAGCGACUGCUCAGAUUUUCACACCUACCUGAGUCGCUGCAACUCCAUCCGCGUGGAGAGCGGCGCCUGGGUGGUGUACGAGAGGCCGAACUACAUGGGCUACCAGUAUGUGCUGACCAGGGGUGAGUACCCGGAGUACCAGCGCUGGAUGGGCCUCAAUGACCGCCUGAGCUCCUGCAAGACGAUCCACUUUACCAGCGGGACCCUGUACAAGAUGCAGCUGUAUGAAAAGUCUGACUUUGGCGGACAGGCCUGCGAGGCCACGGACGACUGCCCCUCACUCCUGGACAAGAUCCGCUGGAGGGAGGUGAACUCCUGUAAGGUCUACGACGGCUGGUGGGUCUUCUAUGAGCACCCAAACUACCGCGGACGCCAGUACUUCCUGGAGAAGGGAGAGUACCGUAAACCCGGGGACUGGGGCGCCCUCAGUCCCGCGGUCCAGUCCUUCAGGCGCUUCAUGGAAUGAUUCUCACCCCGACAUAAAGGCACUGGGAGACGAGUCUGUGCUUCAUGUCCAGUGUCCACUGAGUGACUGAGUCUCAAAUAAAACCCUCCUCAGAAAGCA
Messenger RNA from Thalassophryne amazonica, 642 nucleotides. It is a transcript of the gene crygs2, whose product is annotated as crystallin, gamma S2. Gene Ontology annotation, molecular function: structural constituent of eye lens. The record is from RefSeq and is a predicted model, not a curated record. NCBI's taxonomy places the organism in Eukaryota, Metazoa, Chordata, Actinopteri, Batrachoidiformes, Batrachoididae. Gene Ontology annotation, biological process: lens development in camera-type eye; visual perception. Bases 19 to 543 code for a protein of 174 amino acids. The transcript has 3 exons.